This is a messenger RNA of Papilio xuthus (Asian swallowtail), 440 nucleotides long. RefSeq names its product shematrin-like protein 2. Bases 12 to 440 code for a protein of 142 amino acids. The transcript has 3 exons. Lineage: Eukaryota; Metazoa; Arthropoda; Insecta; Lepidoptera; Papilionidae. The record is from RefSeq and is a predicted model, not a curated record.
AUACUAGCAAUAUGUUCGCCUACAUAGCUGUCGCUUGCCUGUUGGCUGUUGCUCAAGGAGCUCCUUCCGGUUAUGGCGGAUAUGGUGGCUUAAGUUAUGGAUACUCAGCUCCGAUAAUAACUGCCCCCAUCUACACGGCUCCCGCGAUCUCUACUGCCAGUCUGAUCAAGGCUGCCCCAAUCUCAGUCAUCAAGACCGUAUCCACCCCUAUCAUCUCUGCGCCUAUUGCUCCCAUAAUCUCAGCUCCCGUACUUAAGACCGUCUCCACCCCCAUCAUUUCAUCUGGAUACAGCCUAGGAGGAUACGGUGGAUACGGAGGAUACGGUCUCGGAGGAUAUAGUCUUGGUGGAUACGGUCUUGGAGGAUACGGCGGAUACGGACACGGCGGAUACGGCGGAUACAGUCUUGGCGGAUACGGCGGCUAUCUGGGCAAGCACUAA